AAAAUGAUUCAUAUUUUUUUCAUCAAACAUUAAGAUUCUUGAGGAUGAGUCCUGAACGAUUUGAGCAUUUGUUACAACUUGUUGGACCCUACAUGCAAAUCAAGCAGUGCAGGAGCAGAGAACCAAUAUCCAAUGCCGAAAGACUUGCUCUAACAAUAAGAUAUCUUGCAAGUGGAGAUUCUCAACAAUCAGUAUCAUUUAAUUUCCGGGUGAGCAGAUCAAGUGUAUGCAGUAUUAUAAGAGAAACUUGUCAGAGCAUUUGGGAUGCUGUUAGUGGUCCAUAUCUAAAACCACCAACCUCACAACAAGAUUGGGAAAGAAUUGCAGAUGGGUUUUUCAAUAAAUGGAACUUCACAAAUUGUUUAGGGGCUUUGGAUGGCAAGCAUAUUGCCAUAGAAUGUCCUGGCUACAGUGGCUCUGAAUAUUAUAACUAUAAAGGGUUUUUCAGCAUUGUUUUGAUGGCAAUGAGUGAUGCUAAAAACUGUUUCACCUUUGUUAAUGUUGGAAACUAUGGGAAGGAAAAUGAUGCUCAAAUUUUCAAUAAUUCUGAUAUUGGCAAGGCAUUUAAUGCUAAUGAAAUGAAUAUCCCAAGUCCAACAAUUGUGGAUGGACAUGAACUUCAGUAUGUGAUAUUGUCAGAUGAAAUUCUUGCACUUAAGCCAUGGCUGCUGAAGCCUCUUCUUGGUAAGGGUCUUACCAACUCCCAAGCUGUUUUUAACUACAGGCUGAGCAGAGCACGCAGAACCAUAGAGAACUACUUUGGAAUACUUGCUGCAAGAUGGCAUAUUUUCCGGAGACCAAUUAGAGCAUCGCCAGAAGUAGUCGAUCAAAUAACUGCAUGUGCAUGCUUACAUAAUUAUUUAAGGCUUACUAACAAUCCACAGUAUCUACCAUCCGGAUUUACAGACACUGGAGUUGCAUCAGGAAACAUUGUUGCAGGUGACUGGAGGACAGAGGUUCAUGCUGAAUCUAGUGAAUGA
Molecule: messenger RNA, 980 nt
Organism: Rhopilema esculentum
Lineage: Eukaryota; Metazoa; Cnidaria; Scyphozoa; Rhizostomeae; Rhizostomatidae
Source: RefSeq, a predicted model, not a curated record